AUGGCUGAUUCGAAGAAGGACAACAAGAAGACCGAGGAGGUCGUCACCCAGGGUACGGACCAGGCCCAGGUUGGCCUAAUCAUCAAGGUUCUGGGCCGCACCGGCUCUCGCGGCAACGUGACCCAGGUGCGCGUGCGCCUGAUGGCCGAGGCCGGCUCCCCGGACUACAACCGCACGAUCGUGCGCAACGUGAAGGGCCCAUGCAAGGAGAACGACAUGCUCUCCCUCAUGGAAACCGAGCGUGAGGCCCGCCGUCUCCGUUAA
This is a messenger RNA of Leishmania major strain Friedlin, 264 nucleotides long. RefSeq names its product putative 40S ribosomal protein S33 (gene S33-1). Gene Ontology annotation, molecular function: structural constituent of ribosome. The record is from RefSeq and is a predicted model, not a curated record. Lineage: Eukaryota; Euglenozoa; Kinetoplastea; Trypanosomatida; Trypanosomatidae. The transcript has a single exon. Gene Ontology annotation, cellular component: ribosome; cytosolic small ribosomal subunit. Gene Ontology annotation, biological process: maturation of SSU-rRNA; translation; ribosomal small subunit assembly. The coding region runs from base 1 to 264 and encodes 87 amino acids.